AUGCGCGGCGGCAAAAUCGAGUGGGUGGGCUCGUUUCUAAAUCGUCUUUACAAGUACCGCGACAUCAGCCCGACAUAUGUCCAUGUCCUCAUGCCCCGUCUGUGGGACUGCCAUGUCCACUUCCUCGCGCUUGACGUUGCGAGCUCAGUAUCCGGGCUGGUGGGCUUUCUGCCUGGCUUCAGCGCACUCGCCGGCGCCAUUACAGUGGACGAUUUGAAAGCCACUUUGAACGCGGGAUACACGUCUGUUCGAGAGCUCGGCGGCUACCGGGGGGGUGUUUGGCCCGGCGUACAGAAUGGGCCGCUCGUAGGCCCGAAUAUCUACUCUGCCAUUGGCAUCAUGUCCAUCACCGGCGGGCACGGGGACGAACACAAUACCCCCUUGACAACCGUGGUUGAUGCCAUGACGUACGGAAGUAUCCCACUUGCAGUCUGCGACGGCGUAGAAGAUUGCACAAAGAUGGUCAGGAGAAUGGUCCGUCGCGGCGCCCGCGUCAUUAAGGUGUGUUCCAGCGGAGGAGUACUCAGUCUGAGCGAUGACCCUGAAGACCGGCGAUUCUCCGAUGAAGAACUCAAGGCCAUUGUCGAAGAAGCAGGCCGGAGUCGACGCGCUGUUGCUGCCCACGCCAUUGGCAAGGCAGGAAUUCUGGCCGGCCCCCGAGCUGGCGUGAAAACUAUUGAACACGGCAUGUACAUGGAUGAGGAAGUCGCCGACUUUAUGGUUAGGCAGGACGCCAUCUUCGUCCCUACGCAGCACAUUGUCCGGGUCUUGGCCGCCGACUACAUGGACCAACUCCCGGAACUUAAUAAGCGGAAACUACUCAAUUUGAUCGACAAGUCCAAGGAGUCAUACAAGCUUGCCAUCAGGAAGGGUGUCAAGAUCGCGCUGGGGACAGAUAUGGCGAGCAGCGAUCGCAAAUCGAGGCUUUCGCACGGUCAUAACGCAAAUGAGCUUGCGUAUGCGGUUGAACUGGGGAUGACGCCGUUGCAGGCGAUUGAGAGCGCGACGGCAAACGGGCCGCUAACGCUGGGUGGUCUUGCGCCGCUUAGUGGGCAGCAGAAGGAAGGAUAUGAUGCUGACGUGAUUGCCGUUAAGAUAAAAUCCCUUGCAUGA
Molecule: messenger RNA, 1113 nt
Organism: Metarhizium acridum CQMa 102
Lineage: Eukaryota; Fungi; Ascomycota; Sordariomycetes; Hypocreales; Clavicipitaceae
Molecular function (GO): hydrolase activity
Source: RefSeq, a predicted model, not a curated record